AGUCAGCUCAGGGCUCACACGUGGGAAGGUAGGGGCGAAAGUGGCGUAGAGAAACAUGUCGAAAAACAAAGUGAACGGCGCUUCUACAGCGGGACAAGUAGCGGACGACAACCAGGACCCACUCCGCAUGACCACGCGGACACGCAGCGGCCGCAUGGUGCGUCGCCCAUCCGGACUCCAGAACUGUGAGGUCCCGGCGAGGACUCCUGUCAGGCGGAGCAGAAGGUCCAUCAUACCGGAGCAAAGUGAACCGGAGCAACAAGCGCCGGAGCCGGUGGAAGACAAUUCCGCAGUGAGUGUCGGCCAGGAGACGGUGAAGGAGAAGUCCGGAGUGAGUGUCGAGCAGAGUGAACCGGAGCAACAAGCGCCGAAGCCGGUCGAAGAGAAUCCCGCAGUGAGUGUCGGCCAGGAGACGGUGGAGGAGAAGCCUGCAGUGUGUGUUAAACCGGGGACUGUUGCGGAUAAGCCCGCCAUAUGUGUCGCACCGGAGCCGGAGGGGCCUCGCUCAGACCCCGCAGUAGAGGUGGACAAAGCCGGUCAAGUGUCCAAGCCUGCCCCUGUAGAAAGACCACCAGCGAUCCCAGAGACGGAGUCUCAUCCUCCCAAGAAGAAGCGCCGUCUGAGAAAUAGUGUCAAAGCGACUGUUGCUAUUCCUCUGGGGAAGCCAAAAUCAGGACGAGUGUGGAAGGACCGCAACAAGCAGAGACAAAAAAAAAACACUAACAACAAAGCAUUUGUGCUCCACCUUAUUCACUCCCCAUGCGCUCCGCCGCCUCCACAGGAGAAGCGGAAACGGCGAGAAGACAACUUGAAGCGGCGCGAGGAGAACGAACGCAAAGCGGAGGUUGUGCAAGUGAUCCGAAACACGGCAAAGCUCAAGAGGAUGAAGAAGAAGCAAUUGAGGAAGAUCGAGAAGCGCGACACGCUUGCGCUACUGCAAAAGUCCAACAACAACAACGACCAGAAGAAGAACGAGAACCAGAACAACAAUUACAAAGCCAAGCGAGCAAAGAAAAGCAAGAGUGAAAAGUUGACUUAAGACGUCUUUGUCACCAGGUUGUUUCUCUUCACAGAAGAUUUACGAAUAACAAGAGCUUCUAAGCUUUCCUCCGAGCAGUGGGAAGCAAGACGUUUCAAAUAUUCUGCACGGAUCAUGCAAUUGUUGCCGUACAGGUCCCUCAAGUUUGGUUUCAGCCUGUGAUUUUUUUUUUUUU
Messenger RNA from Hippocampus comes (tiger tail seahorse), 1214 nucleotides. RefSeq names its product coiled-coil domain containing 86 (gene ccdc86). The record is from RefSeq and is a predicted model, not a curated record. The coding region runs from base 56 to 1039 and encodes 327 amino acids. Lineage: Eukaryota; Metazoa; Chordata; Actinopteri; Syngnathiformes; Syngnathidae. Gene Ontology annotation, cellular component: nucleolus. The transcript has 3 exons.